AUGUCCAGCAAGCUCGACCAGUCGCUCGACGACAUUCUGUCGAACCAGCGCAAGACUGCUGGCAACAACCGCCGUCGCUCUGUUCGCCGUUCGACUGGCCCGGCCAAGCCGGCGCCUGCCGGUGGUGUUCAGAAGAACACCAAGCCUACUCGUGGCAACAACAAGUCUACCCCUUCCAAGCCGCAGGGCGCUGUCGGGGAGAGCAAGAUUGUGGUCAGCAACCUGCCCAAGGAUGUGUCUGAGGCCCAGAUCAAGGUAUGUUUCCGCUGA
Sporothrix brasiliensis 5110 is the source of this 270-nucleotide messenger RNA. RefSeq lists its product as uncharacterized. Bases 1 to 270 code for a protein of 89 amino acids. The record is from RefSeq and is a predicted model, not a curated record. Lineage: Eukaryota; Fungi; Ascomycota; Sordariomycetes; Ophiostomatales; Ophiostomataceae. The transcript is spliced from 2 exons.